Messenger RNA from Acanthochromis polyacanthus (spiny chromis), 1582 nucleotides. It is a transcript of the gene tnfsf13b, whose product is annotated as TNF superfamily member 13b. The transcript is spliced from 6 exons. The coding region runs from base 251 to 1027 and encodes 258 amino acids. Gene Ontology annotation, biological process: immune response. The record is from RefSeq and is a predicted model, not a curated record. NCBI's taxonomy places the organism in Eukaryota, Metazoa, Chordata, Actinopteri, Pomacentridae. Gene Ontology annotation, molecular function: receptor ligand activity; tumor necrosis factor receptor binding. Gene Ontology annotation, cellular component: membrane.
UGUACUGUGUUUUUUCUGCGUAGUCCCCCAGACUAGACUAUAUCCAGCCCACGAAGGACAAAAGCGAAAGUUAAGGAACUCCGUCUUGCUUAAAAGCAAGAGUUGAGGGCUAAGCGUGCACCUUUUCAGAAGUCUUGAGGACAAAAGAAAACAUGUACCAUUCCUAAUUUGAGUCUGUCAAAAGAAAGGCAACGUAGUUCAGGCGUGAGACUGGUCAUGCUGCCAGCGUGAUCUCUGGAGACUAUCUGCAAUGACGGUUUUAGCAGGUGUGAAGCCUGUGGCUGGACAAGGGGCAGGUGAAGGAAGGCCCUCCUGGCCAAUUUUCCUGCUAACGCUAGCUGCUGUCAUCUCCUCUUUUCUGUCAGCUUUGUCCAUGUACCAACUGGUACAUCUCAGAUCUGAAAUAGAGGGACUCAAAUUAGAAGCCUGUCGCAGGAGAGAAGAGGGUCAAGAGGCCAGGUACGGAGACCAGACUGAGAGUGGCAGGAGAAGCAGCCAAGAGACUCCACACCAUCCUGGGUCUCAACAUGCAUUCGACCUGAUAAGGAGGAAGAGGACAGCAGCUGGAAAAGAGACGUUUGUUUCUCAGCCUUGUCUGCAGCUGUUGGCAAACAGUAGCAGAAAACCCUUCAGGAAAGAAAUUUUAUCAGAACCAUACACAAGUAUCCCUUGGCAGACUGGGCUGAAGAGAGGCUCUGCCCUGGAGGAGGACAACGACCGCAUAUUGGUCAGAGAGGAGGGCUUCUACUUUGUGUACAGUCAGGUCUACUACAUGGACAGCACCUUUGCAAUGGGCCAUGUGGUGAUCCGGUGGAAGAGGAAUGUUGUGGGAGAUGAGCUCUCAUUCGUGUUUCUGUUCCGCUGCAUCCAGACCAUGAACCCUGAGUACGCUUUCAACACCUGCUACACAGGAGGUAUUGUGAAGCUGGAGGUCGGAGACUACUUGGAGCUUCUGAUCCCGCGGCCCGCUGCCAACGUGUCCCUGGAUGGUGAUUCCACCUUCCUGGGUGCUUUCAAACUGGCCUGAAAUGCAUCACCUCACACAGGACCCAAGGGAUGCAGCUGUAGGGAAAGAGGUGCCACCGUUAGAGGAGAGGAAGCAACACGACACAGUUCUUGUGACUGAGCCUGACUUUUCAUGUUAUGAGAAAAAUACAGGAAGCAGCCGCUUCUGCAUGAGCUGAGCGACAGACUGUGUGACGCUGAGCUUGUUCAGCCUGAGCUGAUGUAAAGGCGACAAUAAGUUGAGGAUAUUUUCUUUACUAUUUAGCUUUGUUAUAUUCAUUUGUAGCGCACACCAAGACAGAAUGUUGUAAAAACUGUCAGAAUCAGGUAUAUUUUCUUCAAAUAGUUACAAAUAUGGCAAGAUUCAGCUUGUAAGAGAGGUGUCUGAAAUCAUUCUUACCCUCUGCAACAGCAGCAUCACUGUACCAGAAGUUCCUAUAUGCUUUACUAUUCUAGAUAUUUGCACAUAAGUGUUCUGAUUUAUCAUACCUAUUUCAUCAUUUGCAUUAACUGCAUAUGUGUAUGUUUGAGUGAUAAAUAAGUUGUUUUGCAAUAAAGUGACAACUCUUGCACAAGA